CAUGUUCGCUCCUCCCUCUACAUCUCCCUCAAAGAAAAAAUUCUCUCUUUCCUCCGCAAACAGUUGCUUCAUCGUGAGAGAUUAUAUGAAAUCCCCUCAUCCCUUUCUCGAUUUUUUGAUCUAGACAAUGGCGUCGCCGAUUCGUCAUCGUCAAAGGGAUGCGCUGCGCCAGAGAGAGGGCAAGAGCGAUGGAUUUGCUGCUCGCCUUGCCACCGCCUUUCUGGACUCCACUGUCGCCGUCGUCGCUGCCGUUGUGGAGAACCCUGAACCCGAUCCGGCGACUCCCUCUCCCUCUCAAAUCCAGAACUCGAUCCGACCACUCCCUCUCCCUCUUGAACCCUGAACCCGAUCCGGCGACUCCUACUCCCUCUCGAUUCCAGAUCCGACACCAUGUAAAAUCCCUCGCGCGGUGGCUCUCUCUCUAUUUCUCUCGAGGUAAGAUUCGGUGCAUUGUUGUCUCCCUCCCACGGCAGUUCUCAGUCCGUCUCGAUUCCAGAUCCGGAGUCGCCGCAGGCGAGUCGCUCUUCCUCUCGAUUCCACUGAUGCUGCCGUUGUAGAAGGACGAGGUGCGGGCGGAGAUGGAUUGCACGAGGGAGGAGAUGAGGGGAUGGUAGGGGCGAAUAGAGAGAGCCAGAGAGGUGAGCGGAUUUUCAUUAAAAAAAAAAGAGAAAG
Molecule: messenger RNA, 672 nt
Organism: Linum trigynum
Lineage: Eukaryota; Viridiplantae; Streptophyta; Magnoliopsida; Malpighiales; Linaceae
Source: the annotation of a GenBank genome assembly